Onthophagus taurus is the source of this 1873-nucleotide messenger RNA. NCBI's taxonomy places the organism in Eukaryota, Metazoa, Arthropoda, Insecta, Coleoptera, Scarabaeidae. The record is from RefSeq and is a predicted model, not a curated record.
UCUAUUUUAUUUAUUAUUAAUAUUUACCUUUGAGUUUAUUUGAAUCUAAAAAUUCUAGCUAAAUUAUUUUUAACGAUUUACAUAUGUUAAUAAAGUGACGGAAUUAAUUUUAUCUCCAUUUUUAUUAUUUAUUAAAAAAAUUAAAGAAAUAAUUUUUAAUUGAAACAUGCAAUACAAAAAUAAUUCAAAACCAACAUCAACCAAAUGUUGCCUCUAUGAUAAUUGGAAACCUUGGGCACAAAAAGUACAAGGAAAAAAUCAAGAAAAUAAUCGUUUUUGGGGCAUUGUUGAGACACCUUACAAAUAUUGGGAACGCAAACCAAGAUCGAAUUUACCGAAACCUUUUUUCGAUGGCCAAAAUAAUUUUCAACAAACCAGGCAAAGACUCGUUCUAAAAAAUCGAUUGGGUUCGGAACAAAAUGAAUCGAAAAUUGUUCCAGUUCAAUCGAAAAGAAGCAUCCCGAAUCACGCUUUAAUGAAAAAUUUACUCAGUGGGUUAAGUAUUUUCGACGACGAGAAAUUACCGGCCACUCAAAGCUCAAUUUAUAGGCAUAAAUCAUUGGGGAAUUUAAAGGAAUUUACCCCGAAAAAUUACGAAAUAAAACCCAGCGUAAAAAGCAGCAUUGAUUUCACCGAAUCCUCCCAAUUAAGGCGCGAUUUUAACGAGGAAGAUUUUAGAAAAUACUGCAGAAAUUACGCUAAAGUAUCGUUACAUAAUCAUUUAAUUGAAACCCCCGAAAAUUAUUUCGCCCCUAAAACUUGCACCGACAAAAGAUGUCCGUCUAAUCACCACAACAAGAACGUAGGGGAUGGAUGUUUUUUUAAAAAGCAUUCAAAAUUCUUCGGGGAUGAGAGCAAAUUGACGUAUUGCCUUCAUAAAAGAAACAUCGUUCAAGAACGCAAACGAUUUUUUGAAAGAAAAGAGAAAGAUAUGCAAGAAGAAUGUCGUCUUAGCAAGUAUAAACCGCCGUUACAAUUCUUUUCCACCAAUUUACCAGUGGAAAUGAAAACUCCUUGUUACAAUAACGAAAGUGUAAUGGAACUUUAUAGAAAUGCAAAAAUCGUGGGAAGCGCCACGACGAUUUCGCGAAGUAAACACUCAAGAAUGAAACUAAACCAACAUUUAGAACCGAAACAAAUCGAACUUUUCCAUCCCGAUUAUAACUUUGAUAACAAAAGUAGCAGCGGAGAUUUUAAACAAUCAAUCAUCGAUAGCAUCCGCACGAAAAUCUUUAAAUCUCCAUCGUCGUUUUCCGAAGAAGACGAUUACUUCGAUUCCCACUCAAAUAAAUUUCCUAAAUUUCCGAAAGAAACCAGAAAAGCGAUGUCGAUCAUUAUGAAUAAACAGAAAAAGAAUUGCCGAUGUUGCAAAACGAAACAAUGUUUUAACGUUGAGACUCAAACGAGUCCGGUUUCUUCGAAAAAUUCGGUUUGUUAUUAUAAAGGAUUACCUUGCACGAAAAAUUUGUUGUGUAAAAGAGGCUAUCAUAAUGGGAGGUGCGAAGAAGAAAUUUUAAUUUCGAGGAAAUUGGAAAGUAUUUGUAGCGGGGAUUGUUGUUGUAAAAGAGAUCAACAUUCAUCGGAAGUUUUAAGAUCAUCUUUUUGGUCGAUUAGGAGCCGAAUACAUUCUUCGAUUCGAAACCCGGCCAUCAACGACGAUUACAUCAAUUAUCAAACCGAUUAUGAUUCUUCGGUUGAAGAAAACGUUGAAAAUCCAGUUCAUUACGAGUACAAUAAUAAUAAUAAAGUGGAUGUUCCUAUUUCUAAGAGUUCCAACAAUCAACUCAGUGGAGUUUACAAAGAACGAAAUUCAGUACCAAAAAGAGAAGUUAAAAAUGCCGUGGUAAUAUCAAAACAGUUGGAUUUGCAGUAA